AUGACUCGCUUGUUACCCCAUUUUUGGAAUUUGACACAACUCUAUGAAACUUUGGUGAUUCUAUUGAUGGGUUUGGACAUUGCUGAAUAUCCUCUCUAUGAUUCAUUCCAUAUCAAGCAUCUUCAAGAUCAUAUUGUCGAAAAAUCCUCUUCCUCUAAGCCUAUUGCUGGUCAUGUUUUACCCAUAUUGAUGGCUCUUUGUCGUGAAGGUGGCCGAUAUCGACGAAGUAGAAUCCAAAAUGAAGGUAAAUACAAUAAUAGAAAAAAAAUUGGAUGGGGAUCAACAGCAAUCACAAUUAUAAAGAUUCAGCAUGAACUUGUAUGCCUUUUGGAUGAAUUAUACAAAAGAAGAAGUGAUUUUAAAGAAGAAUGCAAUCGACAGGAGAUUGUGGAUGAUAUAGUGGAAGUGUUGUUCCCUACUCUUGGCAAAUCUGGUGCUGGUGGAAAUGAUGAUGGUCUUUUAUCUGUGGAAGAAGAACUGCGGACAAAGGAAGAAUCUGCCCAUUUUGAUGAUUUUUGUGCAACACCCAGUUCAGCAACCACUUAUAGUCCUAUUGAUGGAAAGAUGAUGAUUUUCAACGAUGGUCAUAACAACAACAGCAACGUAUCGAGUCCUAUGAUGGAUGAUGGUAGUAUCAUCAAACGUGGUGGGACUUUGACUUUGAUGACAAAGACAUCUCCUCAUCUCAACAAAAAAUCGGGUGCUAUGCUUACUCGUUUAAGGUCUGCUAGCUGGAGUCAACACUCUUCAAUAACAAAUGAGGUUACACCUUUGGCUGACCUUGCUCUAGAGGCCCUCCUUCAAUUCCUAGUGGAUAUCAGUGUCGCCUCUGUUGUUGAUCCAGUAGAUAAGAAUCUUACAGUGUUAAACAUGGUUUUGAAUUCAUACCCACCAAGUAGUCUCGAUGCUCAGAUGAAAUUUGAAAGCUAUUUGUUGACUUAUAUAUCCCAAAAUCUCAAGAGUACGCUACAAUUUGAUUCCAAAUUACUUGGUAGCAAUGUGAUUCUGAUGAAUGUAGCCAAAUUUUGUCAAAUUGCAGCUGAUGCAGUGCUUCAAGGACGGUUUAUCGAUGGUGCUGAACAAACAUAUGAUCUCCUGGCGACUAUUUUGGAAACUUUACAUUCACUAGAUGGUACUGGCAUUAUGGGUCGUCGUGGCCUUAGUGAUACGGUGGCUACUUUAUAUAGGGCAUUCAAUCGCAUGGUAUUACUCAAGAUCUCUGAUCUAGAGCAGGGUGACAUGGUGGCGGAUCAAAUUGGUGCUUUCUUAAAUUACUGCAUUCAUCAUCAAAAGAUCAUCCUCAGUCCCAAAAAUACGGAUCAAGAAUUCUUACGAUGUUUCUGCUAUCAUCUUUAUCAAUUCCUCUCUUCUUCCAAUCAGACUAUCAGUAAUGAUGCUCUCAAUGUUUGGAAAUUACUAUUGCUACAGAAACCUGAUGCUGUGGCAAACGUGUUCAAGAUUCAUACUGGAGGUGAUGAUCUUUUGCAAGGUUUUUCGAAAAUGUUAGAAAUGGAUCAAGAAUCCUUUUUUGUUUGGGUGGACUCAAGGAAGAUUGAUCUUAACUUGUUAUUCAAAGAACAUGUGCACAAGUCAUGGGAAAGCGUCAUCCUUCAAGAAAAUAAGUAUAGUCGUGAAACUUGGAAAAAUCAUCAAGCUCGACGUGUUAACAAACUCAAGAAGGUGCAGAAACGUCAAAUAUAUGAAGCUGAAAUAUUUGCAGAAUAUACCACAAAAACUGCCGUUUGGUCCAGAAGUAUUCAGGAAGUGGAAACAAGUCGAUUUACCAAGGCACUUCAAGAUAAUGAUGGGCAUGAAAAGUUUAUUUGUAGCGAAUGGUCUCGUAUCAAUAGUGAUUUGACAAGGGAACGAGCCAUCUGGGGACCGCAACUAGACUCAACAUCCAAGGCAACGCAUUCCAAAUGGGCUCUUGACUUUACGGAAGGUCGACAUCGUAUGCGGAAAAAGAUUCGAUGUAUCUCUGACGGUCCUGCAACAUUAUAUUUACCAAAACACGAUUCCUCUUCUUCUCCUCCUUCCACUAUCUCUGAAAAGACGACUCCUCGUUCUCCUUUAACAUCUUCUGCAGAAAAAAGACUUAGUAAAAGCGGAAAUGAAGGUAAAUAUAAAGGAUAUGACAAUGAUGAAACAAAAGUAGUGGAAACAGAAAAUGAAGAUGAUUUAUCUUAUGAAGAAGACAAGAAUCAAAAAGUAUUGCGAUUGUUGGAUGCUGGAGAUAUGGUGUUGGAUGUUUACAAUGUUAGUCGAAUCGAAGGUCUAGAUGCUCGUGAAGGCUUAUUACUUAUUUGUAAACAUCAUAUCUACUUGGUGGAUAACUUUUUCCAACGUGUGGAUGGCGAAGUAGUUGAAAUUUGGGAUGUACCGAAACACGAACGUGAUGAAUACUUGUUAUUGUUAGCUCAAGCUGCAGGAAUGGAAACUGAACAUCCUAUUGGCUCUUCUGGAGAUCUUCAUACAUGCAGAAAAUGGGCGAAUGCUGAUUUACGUGAAGUAUUCAAGCGACGAUUCUUAUUUAGGGACGUUGCUCUAGAACUUUUUUUUGCUGAUGGUCAAAAUGCAUUAAUUACAGUAGAACGAUCUGAACGUGAUGAUCUAUUUACCAAACUGGUCAACCGUGUUACUACAACAAAUGAUAAUGAUAUGAAGGGAUCCAUCUUUGGCGCUGUCGACAAAGAAUCAAGCACAUUGGGUAAUGCAUUCAAAUUCACAAGCAUUUUUGGCAGCUCAACCUUACAUGAUCUUACUCAAAAAUGGGAACGAAGGGAAAUCACCAAUUUCCAAUAUUUAAUGUAUAUUAAUGCUAUUGCAGGACGCUCAUACAAUGAUUUGACUCAAUAUCCUGUAUUUCCAUGGAUUCUGGCUGACUAUACUAGUGAAAAACUUGAUUUGGAUAAACCUGAAACUUUCCGUGAUCUUUCCAAACCAAUGGGAGCUCAAACGGCCGAACGACGAGAUGAAUUCCAAGACCGAUAUCGUCAAUGGGGAGAAACCAACGAUCCUGCACCUGCUUUUCAUUAUGGAACACAUUAUUCAUCUGCUAUGAUUGUAUGUUCUUUUUUGAUUCGAUUGGAGCCAUUUACUCAACACUAUUUGAAGCUUCAAGGUGGAACAUUUGAUCAUGCUGAUCGUCUAUUUGAUUCUGUUGGCAAGGCUUGGGAAUCCGCUUCGGAAAAGAAUAUGGGUGACGUGCGUGAACUAAUCCCUGAAUUUUUCUGUCUACCCGAAUUCUUGGAAAAUGUCAAUAAAUUCAACUUUGGCACAAAACAAGGCACAGGUGAAACAAUUGAUUCAGUUACCUUACCCCCUUGGGCAUCUAAUGAUCCAAAAAUAUUCAUUCAACGUCAUCGGGAAGCAUUGGAAAGUGAUUAUGUUAGUCAAAAUCUACAUCAUUGGAUUGAUCUUAUCUUUGGAUAUAAACAACAAGGGAAAGCAGCCAUUGAUGCAUUGAAUGUAUUCCAUCAUGUAUCAUACGAAGGUGCUGUGGAUCUGGACGCUAUUACCGAUACUGUAGAGAAGACAGCAACAAUUGGUAUUAUCAACAACUUUGGACAAACUCCUCGUCAAUUGUUCAAGAAACCACAUCCGGCUAGAUCUCCUCCUACUCAUGAUCCUUUAGCACUGGGAUUCUAUCCUUUACGUAGUCAUUUGCAAAAAUUGAUUCAAUCUAUUUAUCCUUUACGUGGUGUUACUACUUGUCAACAACUUUAUAUACCACCGGAUGCUUUACACUAUAUUGAAUGGGGUUACUCGGACAAUAGUUUACGUUUGUAUUCUUCAGAUUCUGGCAAGGUAAACACAUAA
This is a messenger RNA of Halteromyces radiatus, 3819 nucleotides long. RefSeq lists its product as uncharacterized. Bases 1 to 3819 code for a protein of 1272 amino acids. The record is from RefSeq and is a predicted model, not a curated record. The transcript is spliced from 20 exons. Lineage: Eukaryota; Fungi; Mucoromycota; Mucoromycetes; Mucorales; Cunninghamellaceae.